Eubalaena glacialis (North Atlantic right whale) is the source of this 2004-nucleotide messenger RNA. RefSeq names its product zinc finger protein 697 (gene ZNF697). Gene Ontology annotation, biological process: negative regulation of transcription by RNA polymerase II. The coding region runs from base 318 to 1952 and encodes 544 amino acids. Lineage: Eukaryota; Metazoa; Chordata; Mammalia; Artiodactyla; Balaenidae. Gene Ontology annotation, molecular function: DNA-binding transcription repressor activity, RNA polymerase II-specific. The record is from RefSeq and is a predicted model, not a curated record. The transcript has 3 exons.
CCUCCCGGGCGCCCGCUGCUGUGGUGGCAGGAAGUCCCCGGGAACUACAAAUCGAGGCAUGCUGGGAACAUUCCCCUGCUCCUCCCAGGAAAUGUCCUUUGUCCAGCCCUACAGGAAGCCCCAGCGAGGAGCCAGCCGGGCGACCAGCCAGUUCGCCAGCCAGCCCGCGGCCGCUGCAGCCGCCGCCGCCGCAGCAGCACGAGAGCAGACGCGCCGCGGCGCGGGGCUCGGGCCGGGGCGCGCGGUGCCCUCGCUCCUUGCCGCGCCCGCCGCCGCGCAGGGAUCCCUGGUCACCUCCCUUGUCCUGUUCUUCCUGGAUGGAACGAGAAGAUAAACGGGGCGUGUGUGAAGCCCAGGACUCAGAAGACAAGGGGAUGGGCUCUGAUUUUGAGAACUCUGAAGACAGGGAAGGGGACCCAGAAGACAGAGGAAUGGGCUCUAACCCACAUGACGCAGACAAGAGAGAAUGCCACCUGGAGCAGGAGAUGGGCUCCAACCCACAGGAUGAAGCUCUAAGAGGGGACUCAGAGGAGAGGGAACUAGUGUCUAACAUCUGCACAGGGGGGCUGCUGAGCGAGGAAGAAGGGGUUGCUCUCCGUGAGGAAGAGGAUGACCAAGCUGGAGUAGCUGAGAUGGCGAUGUUCGCAGGGCUGUCGGAGUCCGUCGGCAUUUCCCGGAGCCCCCAGGAAGAGGAGGAAGAGGAGCAGCCGCCUCCUGCCGUGCUUCCCUGGAGGCGGCACCUCUCCCUGGGGAGUCGACACCGGGGUGACAAGCCCGCCCACCGCCGAUUCCGCCGGCUCCACCACCCCAUGGCCAUGGACCUCGGGGAGCUCGACAGCCUGAUGGCCAGCAUCAUGGACGCGCCCACCAUCUGCCCCGACUGCGGGGAGAGCUUCAGCCCGGGCGCCGCCUUCCUGCAGCACCAGCGCAUUCACCGCCUGGCGGAGGCCGCCGCGGCCGCCAGCCUGGAGCCCUUCGACUUCGCUGGCGAGUGCGGCGGGGUGGUGGGGAUGAUGGGCGUGGGCGUGGGCGUGGGCGUGGCGGGGGGCUUCGGGGCGGGGCCCGCGCUGGCCCGGCCCCCGCGCGAGAAGCCCUUCCGCUGCGGGGAGUGCGGUAAGGGCUUCAGCCGCAACACCUACCUGACCAACCACCUGCGGCUGCACACGGGCGAGCGGCCCAACCUGUGCGCCGACUGCGGCAAGAGCUUCAGCUGGCGCGCCGACCUGCUCAAGCACCGGCGCCUGCACACGGGCGAGAAGCCCUACCCGUGCCCCGAGUGCGGCGAGGCCUUCAGCCUCAGCUCGCACCUGCUGAGCCACCGGCGGGCGCACGCGGCGGCCAGCGGCGCGGGGUCGGCGGCGCUGCGGCCCUUCGCCUGCGGGGAGUGCGGCAAGGGCUUCGUGCGCCGUUCGCACCUGGCCAACCACCAGCGCAUCCACACGGGGGAGAAGCCGCACGGCUGCGGCGAGUGCGGCAAGCGCUUCAGCUGGCGCUCGGACCUGGUGAAGCACCAGCGCGUGCACACGGGCGAGAAGCCCUACAUGUGCUCCGAGUGCGGAGAAACUUUCAGCGUCAGCUCUCACCUCUUCACGCACAAGCGCACGCACUCGGGGGAGCGGCCGUACGUGUGCCGCGAGUGCGGCAAGGGCUUCGGGCGCAACUCGCACCUGGUGAACCACCUGCGCGUGCACACGGGCGAGAAGCCCUUCCGCUGCGGCCAGUGUGAGAAGCGCUUCAGCGACUUCUCCACGCUCACGCAGCACCAGCGCACGCACACGGGCGAGAAGCCCUACACGUGCAUCGAGUGCGGCAAGAGCUUCAUCCAGAGCUCGCACCUGAUCCGCCACCGCCGCAUCCACACGGGCAACAAGCCGCACAAGUGCGCCGGCUGUGGCAAGGGCUUCCGCUACAAGACGCACCUCGCGCAGCACCAGAAGCUGCACCUGUGCUAGGGCUGCGCCCGACGGAGGCUGCGCACUGGGGGGCGGGGCGGGGGGCUAGAUG